ACAACUAAAACUACCCAAAUCCCACACAAAGCAGCCUUAAUCAAGGUGAAUUCUACAGUUGAGUCAAUGGGAAUCCUCAGAGUUCUGAUCAUUUUCACAUCUUACUUUAAUCUCUCUGCAUUGGACAGAGAAUUGAAUGCAGACAACUCCCGGCGGUGGUGGUUGCGGGUGCGAUUUUUCUCUUACCGACACUCUGCCAUGUCGAAAUCCCCAUUAAAUUCAACCGCCCAGUCUUCCAACUGCCCACAGUCGGGAAAAAGAAACACACAAUCACAUUAAUUGCGACCCACGAUAUAUUCAGGCUUCUGCACUCUGUUCUACAAUUACCCAUUUUCCUUCUCCUCCUUUCUGCUCCUGUGCAACAACAUAGGACAGGACGUAUACACAGUGACUGCGUGUACAUGUAAUGGUACAGAUCUAGGUAUAUAUACGUUGUGUAUAUGCAUGGCACCUUCUAGUGACAAUCCGCAGACUGUUCAGCGGCUCCUGUAUGAAACGGCGGGGCCGGCGGAGCUCAGAUUGGCGGAAUUGCGGCGCGUGAUGAACAAAUCCAUGGACGAUCCGCUGCGUAUUGUCGGCGUCGGUGCCGGCGCUUGGGGCAGCGUUUUCGCCGCCAUGUUGCAGGAGGCUUACGGUCACGCCGCCAUGCGAGACAGGCUGUCUGUAAGAAUCUGGCGGCGGUCGGGCAAGACGGUGGACAAAUCGGCGGCGCAGAGUCUGUUCGACGUGAUAAACUCUCGAGAAGAGGUGUUGCGGAGAUUGAUUGGGCAGUGUGCAUAUCUCAAAUACGUUGAAGCCAGGUUGGGGGAUCGAAUCCUGUUCGCCGACGAGAUCCUGCGCGAUGGCUUCUGCAUUAACAUGCUCGACACGCCUCUCUGCCCGCUUAAAGUUGUCACCGACUUGCAGGAGGCCGUUUGGGAUGCCGACAUUGUUAUCAAUGGCCUCCCUUCAACUGAGACCAGAACCGUCUUUGAGGAGAUUGGAAGAUAUUGGCAAGACCGCCGCUCACAGCCUGUCAUUAUAUCGCUCGCCAAAGGAAUGGAGGCUGUGCUUCACCCUCUUCCUCAUAUUCUUACGCCCACCCAAAUCAUCCAUCAAGCAACAAAGGUGCCCAUAUCUAAUAUUCUUUAUCUGGGAGGACCAAACAUAGCGUCAGAAGUUUACAAUAAAGAGUACGCAAAUGCUAGAAUAUGUGGCUCAGAUAAGUGGGCAAAACCCCUGGCAAAGUUCCUUCGCCAGCCACAUUUUAUGGUAUGGGACAAUCCAGACCUUGUCACACAUGAAGUCAUGGGAGGUCUGAAAAAUGUAUAUGCAAUUGGUGCUGGCAUGGUUGCAGCUUUGACAAACGAGAGUGCUACAAGUAAGGCUGUCUAUUUCGCUCAUUCAACAUCAGAGAUGAUCUACAUUACCCAUUUGUUGGCCGAAGAACCAGAAAAGUUGGCAGGUCCACUUCUAGCUGAUACAUAUGUUACACUGCUCAAAGGGAGAAAUGCAUGGUAUGGUCAGAGAGUUGCAAAGGGGGAACUUAGGCCAGACAUGGGAGAUAGUAUAGAGGGGAAAGGAACAAUACAGGGUGUAUCAGCAGUGGAAGCUCUCUAUGAGUUGCUUCGCCAACCAAGUUUGAGCGUCCUGCAUCCAGAAGGAAAGAAAGAGGUGGCUCCUAUAGAGCUAUGUCCCAUUCUUAAAACUCUAUACAACAUUCUUAUAAAAAGGGAGGCAACAGCAGAAGCCAUAUUACAAGCUUUAAGAGAUGAGAAUAUGUAUGAUCCCCGCCAUCGUAUUGAAAUUGGUCGAGUCAAGAAUUGCUCCAUGCUUCCUCUCUUGGGUAUUCCAAAGGUUGUUUAACUUGACAGGGAGCCUCUGGUAGUCAUAGGAGUGAUGAGCUAUCGUCAUGUGUUCUGUUUUAUGCUUCAAUACCCUAUAUUACAACAUAAGCAUUUUUUAUA
This is a messenger RNA of Cryptomeria japonica (Japanese cedar), 1946 nucleotides long. RefSeq names its product probable glycerol-3-phosphate dehydrogenase [NAD(+)] 1, cytosolic. Gene Ontology annotation, cellular component: cytosol; glycerol-3-phosphate dehydrogenase (FAD) complex. The transcript has 6 exons. Lineage: Eukaryota; Viridiplantae; Streptophyta; Pinopsida; Cupressales; Cupressaceae. Gene Ontology annotation, biological process: glycerol-3-phosphate catabolic process; carbohydrate metabolic process. The record is from RefSeq and is a predicted model, not a curated record. Gene Ontology annotation, molecular function: glycerol-3-phosphate dehydrogenase [NAD(P)+] activity; NAD binding. Bases 445 to 1845 code for a protein of 466 amino acids.